This is a messenger RNA of Staurois parvus, 326 nucleotides long. The record is from the annotation of a GenBank genome assembly. Lineage: Eukaryota; Metazoa; Chordata; Amphibia; Anura; Ranidae.
UUAACCUCCCUGGCGGUAUUCCCGAGUGUAGCUCGGGGUAAAGUUUCGGCACCACAAGUGGUAACCCCGAGCUACACUCGGGAAUACACUGCAGCGUUGCUCCGGGAUCUCUUCACUUACCUUGUCCUUCGCUCCCGCGAUGUCCCUCCGGCAGUGUCCCCGGCAAUGUCCUCCGGCCUAUGCCGGUGUCCGUCUUCUGGGUUACGCUCCCUGCGACGUCAGGACGUACGGGGGACAGAACGGCGGGAAAUUUGAAAAUGACAAAAAGUGACAUUCACUAAAAUCACAUAGUAUAACAUUACUGUAUCAAACCAUUUCACAUACAU